Messenger RNA from Geodia barretti, 417 nucleotides. Lineage: Eukaryota; Metazoa; Porifera; Demospongiae; Tetractinellida; Geodiidae. The record is from the annotation of a GenBank genome assembly.
AUGAUCGAUGCCAGAAUACCCUUGCGGCAUCAGGAGAUGGGCACCAACGUCUCGAUGUAUAUCACCAAUAUCGCCACCAAUCCCGCGGGGCAGUUUUCCGGCCCAAUGGUGGUCAGUAUGCGUCCCAUCAAAAGGGACCAGAUCGUGCGGGCGGUGCAGGUGACGUCGCGGUUCCCGGCCACUCACGGCGCGCCGGUACACAUUGGGGACCCCGCAGCCAUCGGCAUCAGGGAUAUAGCCGCUCCCGACUUCGGGGACGCUGUGAAGAUAUAUCCCGACGAAGAGCCGGUCUUCUGGGCCUGCGGCGUCACACCGCAAGCGGUGGCCCUCAACUGCAAGCCCAGUUUGAUGAUGACCCACGCUCCGGGGAUGAUGUUCAUAACCGACCAGCGAGACGCGGAGUACGCCGUCUUGUAA